UACUCCGCAUCGAGGUUAAUGGGUGCUCGCGCACCCAAUUUUUAAAUAUAAAUCCGCUCCUGCUAGUAUACCUCUUUCGACCCCUUACUUGAUACUUCCUUUUCAUCUAGAGAUUUCCAGGGAAUUCUUUCUUUACAACCGAGCAACACACCAGGCCAACAACAAAAAGAAAAAAAUAUAGGGAUUCAUUUCAAUCCUCACUAAAAUACAAACCCCUUUUCAUCAAUUUUUGUAUAUUUAUUGUAACCAAAUUCCCUCUUUAUUACACCCUACACUAUCUCUCUCUCUUUCAUCACUGUCACCACUUUCUUUCUAUUCUUCUAUUCUCUGCUUCUUCUGUUUCUUUUUUUUACAUUUCUUCUUAGAACUCAGGAAAAAAAACAAAUAUGGCGCCACCUGGCUCAUUUGGAAACAGCAUCACUGUUGAUUCAUUUGAGGCUUUUCUUCAAGGCUGGUUAUUACGCCAAGAACAAUUCUUGAAUGAACUUAUAAUAGCACAAAACACAUAUGAUGAAUCACAAGAGGGUAUUAUUAAAAACCUUAUUUCUGGUGUCCUAGUUCAUUAUCAAGAAUACUUUGAAGAAAAAUCAAGAAUGUCUCAUAGAAAUGUAUUCCACGUCUUUUCUCCUGCAUGGUUUACUCCAUUAGAAAAAAGUUACUUAUGGAUUGCAGGGUUCAAACCGGGUUUAGCUUUUUCCUUGGUAAUGAAUUCUGUAGAUGAUUUGAGUGAAAAUCAAGUUGAGAGAAUUAAUAGGCUGAAAUUUGAAACAAGGGUUCAAGAGAAGAAUCUUAUGGAUGAGUUGGCCAAAAUACAAGAAAGUGUGGCAGCCCCUCCGUUUAUAGGACUAGCACAACAGUUCGGCGCAGAACUCCUCAAAGGGGAAGGUGGAGAAAUAAGAGAAGUGGAUGAAAAUAUAGAGACACUGAGAUCAGCUCUAGAAAAUGUGAUAAAAGAUGCAGAUAGAUUAAGGACAAGAACAACAGAGAGGGUGGUGGGGAUAUUAAAUCCUUUGCAGAGUUUGAGGUUUUUGACAGCAACAGCACAACUUCAGUUGAGAAUAAGGAUGUUGGGAACGCAGAGAGACAGAUGGUCAGUAGAUUUGUAAUUCACUUUUUUUUUGGUUAAUUCGUGAAGACUGAAUCAUGAAUUAGUUAGAGGUUUUGUGUUAGUUUAGAGACUUGUUUGAUAAUAUUUGUAAGAUAAAGAUUUUAUUUGUUAUAUCAAUAUUAGGCUUAUGUUGUAAUAGUAGGCUUUGUCUCACUGACACUUCAAAUUGUUGUUAGGUUUGUGUCGAAUUCUCGAAAAUAAUGUAUCUUUGAAGAAUUCGACAAGAAUGCAAUAACAUUUUUAAAAUGUUCAAGCAAUAUAGGUAGAAAUUACUCGGGUGAAUGGUAAAUAUAAGAGGUUACUUUCUUUCUUUUUAUCUUUGGGAUGUGUUUUUAUUGACUCUA
Molecule: messenger RNA, 1452 nt
Organism: Nicotiana attenuata
Lineage: Eukaryota; Viridiplantae; Streptophyta; Magnoliopsida; Solanales; Solanaceae
Product: protein DOG1-like 4
Exons: 2
Coding region: 387-1106 (239 amino acids)
Biological process (GO): DNA-templated transcription
Molecular function (GO): sequence-specific DNA binding
Source: RefSeq, a predicted model, not a curated record